Achroia grisella is the source of this 162-nucleotide messenger RNA. The record is from the annotation of a RefSeq genome assembly. NCBI's taxonomy places the organism in Eukaryota, Metazoa, Arthropoda, Insecta, Lepidoptera, Pyralidae.
AUUCCACAAAUAAUACCUAUUAAUUGACUAAUUUCAUUUAUUUUUUUUAUUAUUACUUUUAUUAUUUUUAAUAUUAUAAAUUAUUAUAUUUUUAAUAUCAAAAAUAAUAAAAAUAAUAGUAAAAAAAAAAAUAUUAUUAAUAAUUUAAUCUGAAAAUGAUAA